This is a messenger RNA of Saprolegnia diclina VS20, 399 nucleotides long. RefSeq lists its product as hypothetical. NCBI's taxonomy places the organism in Eukaryota, Oomycota, Saprolegniomycetes, Saprolegniales, Saprolegniaceae. The record is from RefSeq and is a predicted model, not a curated record. Bases 21 to 317 code for a protein of 98 amino acids. The transcript has 3 exons.
CGAAAAUCCCAUCGGCGCCCAUGCACCACGUCCUCGCCCGCGCGGUCCGCGCCGUGUCCGUCCCCAAGCCGGCCUUCCUCUCGACGUUCUCGCAGGUCCCGUCGGGCUUUGCGCAGGCCCCGUCGACGCUCACGCGCCCGCCGAUCCUCUUCAACCCCUACGACGCCUUGGACGCGGUGCUGGAGAACAUGCGCCUGUCCUCGGAGCCCCUCCCUGGCAUGCAACUCGUAGGUAGAAACUCGCGCAAGCCCAAGAAGGCCAACCACGGCAAGCGCCCGUGCUCGCACGUCCGUCGCCGCUCGCGACGACUGAAGUAAAUAGACACAUGCACAGUAGACUUGCGUAUACGAAUCGAUUGGGCGGCCGUCGUUAAUCUCAUAUGACUUGGGUCUCAUCGUC